This is a messenger RNA of Lycium ferocissimum, 385 nucleotides long. Its product is annotated as histone H4. Gene Ontology annotation, biological process: nucleosome assembly. The record is from RefSeq and is a predicted model, not a curated record. Gene Ontology annotation, molecular function: protein heterodimerization activity; structural constituent of chromatin; DNA binding. Gene Ontology annotation, cellular component: nucleosome. The coding region runs from base 66 to 377 and encodes 103 amino acids. Lineage: Eukaryota; Viridiplantae; Streptophyta; Magnoliopsida; Solanales; Solanaceae. The transcript has a single exon.
AUUCCCAUUAUCAAUUCAACUCAACCCGAUUUUCCGUUUAUUUAUCUCUUUCAAGUUUUUGAAAAAUGUCGGGUCGUGGUAAGGGUGGCAAGGGAUUAGGAAAGGGAGGAGCAAAACGACAUCGUAAGGUGCUUCGUGACAACAUUCAGGGAAUUACUAAGCCUGCUAUUAGGCGUUUGGCUCGUAGAGGUGGUGUGAAGCGUAUUUCUGGAUUGAUUUAUGAAGAGACACGUGGGGUUCUUAAGAUCUUCUUGGAGAAUGUGAUUCGUGAUGCUGUGACUUACACUGAACAUGCUAGGAGAAAGACUGUUACAGCUAUGGAUGUUGUUUAUGCUUUGAAAAGACAAGGAAGAACUCUUUAUGGAUUUGGUGGUUAAUUUUUUUU